AUCUUCAACUAUACCUUACUUUCUUUUCUUUCUGUUUCUGUAUAGACUCUUGUUCUUUGGUUUUGGUUUUUGUACACUCUCUAUCUGAUCGAUUGCGCAUCUUCUGUAACAUAGCAUCUUCUUUUUGUCUUGCAGUUCCUGCUCCCUCUCACUACCACCCAAUCACCCCCACCGGCAUCAUGUCCGAAACCCACCCCGAUGCAGCAGAGACCGCGCAAUCGACGCAAAAGAAGCUCUUCACGCAUCAGUUCCAGUUCCCUGCAGCCACAGCCAGCUCCUCCUCGUCGUCGUCAUCUCAACCAAAGGAUACCAACAACAAGGAUGAACACGUCCCACCGGGAUACACCAAGCUCCCGAAUGGAGUCAUCCUCGACAAAGAAGGCAAACCAUGCCGCCUCUGCACCUCCGCCGCCUCCUGGCGCGCCCUAACCCAAAAAGCCAAAGCCACACCCCCGCCAACUACCACAACCCCCACCACCACAGCCCCGAACCCCACCGCCCAAAAAUACGGCCAAUGUCCCCCCGACGUCGAGGAACUAGGCCGCUCGACCUGGACCUUCCUGCACUCGCUGACGGCCUCGUACCCGGCGCAGGCCUCGGCGGAGCAGCAGACGGAGAUGCGCACGUUCCUGGGCAUCUUCUCGCGGCUGUACCCGUGCUGGGUGUGCGCGGACGACUUCCGGGCCUGGAUGGCCGAGCCCAGCGGGCAGAACGCGCCGCGGCUGGCGGGCCGCAAGGAGUUCGGGGACUGGAUGUGCCGGGCGCAUAACGAGGUCAACCGCAAACUGGGCAAGGAUGAGUUCGAUUGUCGGUUCUGGGAGGAGCGGUGGCGCUCGGGGUGGAAGGAUGGGCGGUGUGAUUGAUACUUACUAAACCUCGGGGGGUGGAAUGGAGAUCCUGUGUUGGAUGUGUAUAAGUUAUGGGAUAUGUGGGCAUAGAUGUGCUAGGGCUGUUUUAUAUGUAUACUAUUCUCUUUUUUGCAUAGCAUAGGGAGGCCUCGGUUCUCUACUCUUGUUUUAUUAAGUAGAUUUGGGA
This is a messenger RNA of Aspergillus uvarum CBS 121591, 1035 nucleotides long. RefSeq names its product flavin-linked sulfhydryl oxidase. Lineage: Eukaryota; Fungi; Ascomycota; Eurotiomycetes; Eurotiales; Aspergillaceae. The transcript has 2 exons. The record is from RefSeq and is a predicted model, not a curated record. The coding region runs from base 180 to 863 and encodes 227 amino acids. Gene Ontology annotation, cellular component: mitochondrion. Gene Ontology annotation, molecular function: flavin adenine dinucleotide binding; flavin-dependent sulfhydryl oxidase activity.